Molecule: messenger RNA, 3203 nt
Organism: Agrilus planipennis (emerald ash borer)
Lineage: Eukaryota; Metazoa; Arthropoda; Insecta; Coleoptera; Buprestidae
Gene: Cpap1-h
Product: serine/arginine repetitive matrix protein 1
Exons: 5
Coding region: 254-2941 (895 amino acids)
Source: RefSeq, a predicted model, not a curated record
UGGUUCAGUUGGCAAAGAGACUUCGUGUUGGUCGGGAAUGUAAACCGCACCUGCAUUUUGUAUUGUUAUCUGGGUGUCGGUGACGCGAGAGAAAAAAAAUGCACUCACAACAAUUGUAAAAACAAAGGUUAAGAACUGCAACUCCGGAGUUGCAACGCUAUUUCAAGGAUACGCCUUCGUCGUCUUCUUCCUUUCGUUCGGACUUUCGAGGCGAGUGUUAGUACGCAAAUAGAACACUCCUGUUAAAAGAAUUAUGAAGAGGCCGCCAGGACUCUGGCUGUUACUUUCUGCAGGAGUGUUAUGGCUUAGUAUGCAAAAUGUGUACGGAAUUAGGGCAACAGCGUUAAUAUUUGGAAGAGGGUCAACAACGAGUACAACAACAGAAGAACCUGCAUCAGAAGAGUCCGUAGUGGCAAAUGACAAAACAGGCACAAGUGCUGACAAUUCGACAUCGUCAUCAACCAACACGACAUCCCCUGCAAACGCAACAAGAACACUGACUGGAAUUCCCCAAAUUGAUUACAUUUACGAUCCCAAUCUUCCUCGUGAAUUGAACGGUUAUAAUCUAUCCGAAUAUCCCUUUUACCACCGAGUUCCGGAAGAAAUUGAAUUCAAAUGCGAUGGUCUACACGACGGAUUUUAUGCCAGCGUACCUCACAAAUGUCAAGUAAGUGAUCGUUGGUUCCUAGUAAACAGACUCGCUNCGAUCACUACAACUACAACACCGGCGCCACCAUCGGAUUCUGUUAGACCAGGAAAUGGUAACGGAGGGCGUAGAAGAAAACCAUUUAGAAGGCCACGGCCUCAGUAUGAUUACUAUGACGAUGAAGAUUAUGAAUCAGAUUACUAUGAUCCUCCACCACCAAGACAAAGAGGUCGAAGGAAACGACCAAGACCACGGCCUCGGCCAAUAUAUGAAGAUGAAUAUGAUGAAGAAUAUGAAGAUGAUAGAUACGAAAGAAGAGGAUCGGGAAGAAGAGGAGUCGGAGAUAGGGACAGGAGACCUUAUGACGAUAGGCAACAAUACGACGACGAAAAAUACAACAAGAAACGACCAAAUGAUGAUCGCAGGCAUAAGGAAGAUAACCCAAGUGGCCAAGAAGAUCGUAGAGCUUCCCCAAACGAAGACAGAAAACACAACAAACGCAGACCAUCCGAUGAACGAAAUUAUGAAACGCCAAAUAGGAAUGACAAACACUCAAGAGAUGACGACUAUUAUGAAGAUGAACCCAGCGAUACACGAGUCAAUACUCGUCCCAACAAAAAUAAGCACGCAACUGAAGAAAGCGAAGACACCGCGGAAAAACCUAUUAUCAAACCAAUCAGUGGUAGCUCCAUUUACGGCCAACCACGAAAGGCACCUCGAAUAAGGCCGCCAGUUCCUAAAAACGAACAAAACAAAUACAAUUACAAACCAGUAACUAAUUCCAAAUCGACCACUACAGCAGCUCCAGCUAAACAAACAGAAGAAACAGAUUACUACGAAUAUGAAGAAGAAGAGUUACCGCCAUCACGUUCUAAACCACGUCAAAAACAAAAUAAUACCAACAGUUCUCCAAAACGACCAACUAAAUCAUCUCUAGAACGAACCGAAAUAAAAGAAACGACAAAGGCCGCAGGUUACGGUUCUAGGCCGAGAGGAGGGUAUCGCAAACCCGUAGAUGAUUACAAUGAAGAAGAAGUUGAAGAGGAACGGCCAAAGCCACGGCGUCCGUACAGGUACAGACCAACCGGACGUAACGGAGCCAACAGGAAACGCCCGGUCGUGGACGAAGACCCUGUGGAUGAAGAUGAAAUGGAAACGGCAAAAUCUCAAAAUAAGAAGUCAACAGUGCGAACGGAAUCUAAAUUUUCAGAAGAAGAAAGAAAGGAGCCAACUACUAGAACACCUCAAAAAAAUAAAGAAAAAGAUCAACCACCUAAACCUACAGAAAAAAUUGUUGAAGCAACCACGGCAAGGGUGGAAUCUGGAAAGGGACAUCACCAGUCCUACGUAAGAGUCGUUAAAAGACCGUUUCUUCCUAGUCGCGGCGGUAAUCCCUAUUCACCAAGAGGACUUAAGCCCGUUGGGGCAAAAUCAUUAGAAGAUAAAAGGAUACGAGAAAACUCGCCAGAAGUUAAAAUCAAAGACGAAAAUUUAUCUAAACAUCAACAAAUUGUAAACGAGGAGGAAGUAGAAGAAGAAGAAGAAAUAUAUGAAGAUACUUUAACAACAAAUAGUCAGAACGAAGAAACUCAAAAACAUCAAAAUGUAAAACCCAUCUCAGUUGAUGUACAAAAACAAUUCAAACCUGAAGUACCAACUAAAUCAUUUUCAAAUGAAAACACAGACGGUACAAGUACAGCACAGUAUAAAGUUCCUGAAGAUACACCAGAACAAAUUAACCAGAAACCACUUUUCAAACCUUCUCCUCAAAUAAUAAAGAUUCCAGUGGAAAAUAAAUACGUUGAUGAACCGUUCGUAGAAGCAUCUCAAGAGGAAGACAUAAAACCCAUUCGUAAUCACCAAACGGUUGUUAGGGCUAAUUUCAAAGCAAAAUUACCCGAACCUCUAACAACAACAAAUAAACCGGUUUAUGAUGAGAAAAGUCCCUUAGACAUUCCAGAUGAUGAGUAUGAUGUAACGUUGAAUGAAGCAAUUAAUCCAACUUUACCAAACUUGCCCAUAAGGAGUUAUCCAACUGGCUUUAGUAACGUUCAAGGAUUUCCUUACAACAAUUUCCAAAGAUCCAGAACAAAUCAACAAUUUAAGCCAAGUUACCAAAUAAGGCCAACAAAUCACGGAACCAUAAUUGUCCCUCAUGAUGACUCGAGCGCGUAUUUAAAUUCUGAAAGCGGUUACAAUCCCAGUUUGAACGAAGAACCUCAAAUUUAUAGGCCACAAAAUUUUAGAUCAAGCCCCCACGUCACACAAGUGCGAACACAACCAUUUUAUUAUUAGCAUGUGAUUUCCUCAUUCUAAUAAACUACUACCUAAUUGUGUGAUAAAUUAAUGCCAUUACUUUUGUAAAUACUGGUAGACUGGAGCAAAUUCUAGCUGCACAUAGAACAACUACAAAAUUAGCAACAGAAGAGCGUCGAAAUUAAAGAUUGUGCAUAUAAAACAAAAUGCUAUUUAUAAUUAUUUUAUACAGAAUGUGUAAUGUGUAUGUAUGGUAAGAUAUUAAAUAAUUAUACACUACAGAUACAUGGUGUAGCAUAUA